Rotaria socialis is the source of this 750-nucleotide messenger RNA. The record is from the annotation of a GenBank genome assembly. NCBI's taxonomy places the organism in Eukaryota, Metazoa, Rotifera, Eurotatoria, Philodinida, Philodinidae.
AUGACUGAUCAAUAUCCAUCAACAUUUAUACAAGAAUAUCCAACAAAAAUUGCCUUUCUAAUCGAUUGUGCCAAUGGAUUAAAUAGUGUUGCUUUAACUUCACGAUUUAUGAACGAUUUUCCAUUGAAUAGUGAUGUAUUUUUAUUUUAUCCAAAUAAUGAACCUGGCAUGAAUCAUCGUUUACAACGUAUAGAAGCAAAUAAUCAUGGUGUUUUCUUUUUCCCCACAUCGGAAAAUGGCAUCGCAGUUAAUAUAUCAUUUUUACUUGGUCAAAUAAACAAAGUCUAUAAUGAUUUUAUUCUUAUUGUCGAUCAUCAUCCAGCCUAUGAAGAUAUAUGUCAAGCGUUAGUUCAAAGUAAUGAUGAGUUAAGAAAUCAUAUUCAAGUACGAUCAUUUGAACGUGUCAAUGAGUUCGAACAAUUUUUAAAAGAAAUGGCACGAUUACAAAAUGAAAAUGAACAUAAAAAACUUAAAGGAAAUCACAAAGUUGUUGUUAAUUAUUCGAAAAAACAUCUGUUUCAUUGUUGUCCAUUUGAAACAAAAUCAGAUUCAUCGAUUUUAUAUCGUUUUGGAGAAUUUCUUCAUCAUCUGGAUACUGAACAUACCAAUGUUUAUUAUGAAUAUUGUACAGAAUGUCAACAAUUAGUAGACAAUCAAAAUCUAGACGACCUAGUUGCAUUCGAAGAACAUAUCAAAGAUCAACAUUGGGAAAAUAGCGGUUUUCAUGUAACUAUUCGAACAAAAACAUAA